Messenger RNA from Lathyrus oleraceus (garden pea), 564 nucleotides. Its product is annotated as extensin-like. The coding region runs from base 1 to 564 and encodes 187 amino acids. Lineage: Eukaryota; Viridiplantae; Streptophyta; Magnoliopsida; Fabales; Fabaceae. The transcript has a single exon. The record is from RefSeq and is a predicted model, not a curated record.
AUGAUGAAUGAAACUACCUCACCUUCCUCAUCAUCCUCACCUCAAUCCCCAACAUACUAUGUCCUUUCCUCUGACAACGAACCCUUUGACCCCCAAUCCCCCACUCUAGCUCAGAUUCACGCUCAUGCUCUAGCCUCUCAACAACCAUCACAAACUAAACUUGAACCAGAAGUCACGUCUCCACCCCCUGAACAACAAAAUCCAACUACAUCUAAACAAAAUCAAACACCACCACCUACACAACAACCAAAUCCACCUACUGAACAACCAAUCCCAUCACCAUCUAAACCUCAACCAAAUCCACAACCUGAACAAACAACACCUUCCACCUCUGCUAUUCCCACACCACCAACAUCUGUUGCCACCAUCCCUCCAAUUCUAAAUAUUGAUGACAUCAAUCCACCCUCUCUAUCCUCCCCAACCUCUGCCUCUGAUCCCGAAACUGCCUUCCCUACCCUAGAAGAAGUAAUAAAUGUUUUUGCAGAGUCUUCAGUAGACAAGAUUAAGUCUCUGACUAUCAACUCUGGCAUCAGUGAUGAUCCCUCUGCAGUAAGGAUCCACUGA